UUUUUCUAUAUUCCACAUUUCACCACACAUUACCAAAGAUGAAGGUCAACCCUAUGCGCUUCUUGCUCUCGACGGUCGCUGCCUUUGCGUUCACCGGCAUGGCCGCUGCUGCCGACAAAGCCGACGCCGCUGACUCGGACGUCCACGUUCUGACCACCGACACCUUCAAGGAGUGGACUGCCGCGCAGAAGCUUGCCCUGGUUGAGUUCUAUGCUCCGUGGUGCGGCCACUGCAAGGCCCUGGCGCCCGAGUACGAGAAGGCUGCCACGACCCUGAAGAAGGAGGACAUCAGCCUGGCCAAGGUCGACUGCACUGAGGAGCAGGGCCUGUGCGAGGAGCUCGAGAUCGCUGGCUUCCCCACGCUCAAGGUCUUCAAGGACGGCGACCACGCCGCCUACAACGGUACCCGCCAGGAGGACGGCAUUGUCAGCUAUAUGCGCAAGCAGCUGCUGCCUCCUCUGUCCGACGUCACUGCCGACACCUUCGACGAGUUCUCCAAGUCUGACCGCGUUGUGGUUAUCGGCUACGUCAACGACAAGGACUCGGCCGAGUUCUCUGAACUCGACACCCUGGCCAAGGAGCUGCGCGACGAGUACGUCUUUGGUGUGGUUGUUGAUGCCGAGCUGGCUAAGGAGCAUGGCGUUGCCGCUCCGGGUGUCGUUGUCUACAAGAAGUUCGAUGACGGCAAGGACUUCGUCAAGGGCAGCUCCAUCCCUCUUCUGGGUGACAUCUCUGCCGAGACCUAUCAGAUGUACGCUCAGGCCGGCCUGCCUCUGGGCUUCAUCUUCCAUGACUCUGAGGAGAUGAAGAAGGAGCUCCAGGACAAGUUCUACGACGUUGCCAAGGACUACAAGGGCAAGAUCAGCUUUGUGCUCAUCGACGCUACCAAGUAUGCGUCACAGGCCGAUUUCCUCAACCUGAAGCAGGAGUGGCCCGCGUUUGCCAUCCAGAACCAGACCAGCCUGGCCAAGUUCCCGUUCCCGCAGGACCAGGAGCUGGUCUUUGUCGACAAGGUUGUUGACGGCACCGCUGAGCCCAGCUACAAGUCUGAGCCCAUCCCCGAGACCAACGACGACAGUGUCUUUGUCCUUGUCUCGAAGCAGUUUAACGAGGUCGCCUUUGACGAGACCAAGGAUGUCCUGGUUGAGUUCUACGCCCCGUGGUGCGGCCACUGCAAGCGCCUGGCGCCGAUCUACGAGAAGCUGGGCAAGGUGCUGAAGGCCAACAAGAACCUGGUCAUUGCCAAGAUGGAUGCCACCGCCAACGAUGUGCCGUCGAGCCACGAGGGCCUGCAGGUCCAGGGCUUCCCGACCAUCAAGCUGAUCAGCGGCAAGGACAACACCAUCGUUGAGUACAAUGGUAACCGUUCGCUCGAGUCCUUCAUCGAGUUCCUGGAGGAGAACGCUGCCAACAAGAUCACCUACAACAAGGACGAUCUCAAGGAGGAGGACGAGGAGGAGGACGAGGACGAGGAGCCGACCGAGCCUGUGUCUGAGAAGGAGCAACACGAUGAGUUGUAA
This is a messenger RNA of Linderina pennispora, 1520 nucleotides long. Its product is annotated as protein disulfide isomerase. The record is from RefSeq and is a predicted model, not a curated record. Gene Ontology annotation, cellular component: endoplasmic reticulum. The transcript has 4 exons. Gene Ontology annotation, molecular function: protein disulfide isomerase activity. Lineage: Eukaryota; Fungi; Kickxellomycota; Kickxellomycetes; Kickxellales; Kickxellaceae. Gene Ontology annotation, biological process: protein folding; response to endoplasmic reticulum stress. Bases 39 to 1520 code for a protein of 493 amino acids.